UAAGUUUUUGCCAAACAAACCGUCGUCUCUAAAUUUUUCAACUUGUUUUCCUCACACAAUUUAGCACAUUAUGUGCCUCAGUGUAUGAUAUGCAGAGAAUAAAGAUUGAAUUUUUAUGCUUAUUACCAACCCAAUUCUUGUUUAUCUCCUCCACUUCUGCAUGUUAAUUGUGUUUUCAUUUCUUUUCUCUACUUCCUAUACUGUAAAGCUACAAUCUUUGCAGUAAAUUGUUGCUAUUUCUUAUUUAAAUAAUUUAUUACAACUUUAAAAUGGCUACUCCAAUGGAAGAAGACAACAAUAUUAAUCCUCUCAAGAGAAGUUUUAGUUCAGUCAGCAAUUUACAGUCAGACCCUUCUGAUCAUGAUCAUAAUGCUGCUACCCAUCAACCAGAUUCUACUGUUACUACCAUUGGCAAAGAAUUUAGUCCCAGAAGUUAUCAAGUGAAGGUUUUUGAGGUGGCUAUGAAGAGGAACACUAUAGCUGUGUUGGAGACAGGAGCUGGAAAAACUAUGAUUGCUGUUAUGUUAAUUAGAGAGAUUGGUUUAGCUAUUAAGUCCAGUGGUCUUAAAAGAUUAAUUAUUUUUUUAGCUCCUACUGUUCAUCUUGUUAAUCAGCAAUAUGAGGUUAUUAAGGUUAAUACAGAUUUUGAAGUGGGUGAAUACUAUGGAGCAAAGGGGGUGGAUGAUUGGACUCUGAAGUUCUGGGAAAAGGAGAUUGAGGAGCAUGAUGUUUUGGUUAUGACGCCCCAGAUCCUUUUGGAUGCCUUAAGAAAGGCAUUCUUAAGUCUAGAAAUGGUAUCCUUGAUGAUAAUAGAUGAGUGCCACCGCACUACUGGUAACCAUCCUUGUACGAAAAUUAUGAAGGACUUCUACCACAAAUUGAGUAACAAGCCAAAGAUUUUUGGAAUGACAGCAUCACCUGUUGUUAGAAAAGGUGUCUCCUCUGCUAUGGAUUGUGAAGAUCAAAUAUCACAACUUGAGACCGUGUUGGAUUCCCAGAUUUACACUAUUGAAGACAAGGCAGAAAUAAAUGUCCAUGUUCCCUCUGCGCGAGAAACAUGUAGAUUUUUUAACAAAGCAUCGUUUUGUAGCUUAGACAUUAAAUCUAAAAUUGAAGCUUCAUGGUCUAAGUGUGAUGGUUCACUGCAAAGUUUGCAAGGGUCAAUACAAAGCCGUUAUAGAGAUGCGGAUGACAAACAUAAGCUGAUGAAACAGCGGGUGUCGAACGACUGUUCAAAGAUAUUGAAUUGCCUUGAAGAUCUUGGCCUCGUAUGUGCUUAUGAGGCUGUCAAAGUUUGUUUAGAGAAUGCUCCGAACUCCACUGAGGAAUGUGAAUUUUAUAAAGACAUUUCUAUGAAGUAUAAAGAUUUCCUUGAGGAAGUGCUAAUCAUUGUUGGCGAGUCUUUGCCACCUGGUGAUAAUUAUUUUUUGGAUCUGGGAUUUGACUAUUUGAAGGCAGUAGAUUUGGGUUACAUAUCUCCAAAAUUAUAUGAACUACUUCAAGUUUUCCUGUCAUUUGGAGGAGACAAGGAGAUACUGUGCCUCAUUUUUGUUGAUAGAAUUGUUACGGCUAAAGUAAUUGAAAGAUUUGUCAAGAAAGUUGCAGUGCUAUCACAUUUUACUGUUUCUUAUGUUACUGGUUCUACUACAUCAGUUGAUGCAUUGACACCAAAAAUACAAAAGAAAACCAUGGAAUCAUUUCGCUCUGGCAGGGUCAAUCUGUUAUUUUCCACGGACGUAUUGAGGGAGGGAAUUCAUGUGCCUAACUGCUCCUGUGUAGUAUGCUUUGAUUUGCCCAAGACAGUAUGCUGUUAUGUCCAAUCUCGAGGGCGAGCUCGACAGAGUGAUUCUCAAUACGUCAUCAUGCUUGAGAGGGGAAAUGUGAAACAAAGAGAUCAGCUAUUUGAUUUCAUUAGGAGUGAAUGGUUAGUAACAAAUACUGCUAUAAAUAGAGAUCCUGAUGUUUGGACUAUGAAAAUAUGCAUUCCUGAGGAAACCAAGGCAUAUUUUGUGGAUGCUACUGGCGCUUCAGUCACUGCAGAUUCUAGCGUUACCCUCAUACAGAGAUACUGUAGUAAGCUCCCGAGUGAUAGGUACUUUACACCAAAGCCUAAAUUUGAGUUUGAAAGUUUCGAGCAGUCAUUCCUGUGUAAGUUAAGGUUACCUGCCAGUGCUGCUUUUCAAACAAUUGUUGGUCCAGAAAGUAGAAGUCAAAACCUGGCAAAGCAGCUAGUAUGCCUGGAAGCUUGUAAGAAGCUGCACCAAAUGGGUGCCUUGGAUGAUCAUCUCCUACCUUCAGUCGAUGUACCGGAAGAUGAUCUUACUGGGAGAAGUAGAGGAGCAUUAGCAGGCGCAGGAACUAAAAAAAGGAAGGAAUUGCAUGGAACGACUUCCAUUCGUGCAUUAUCGGGAAGUUGGGGAGGGAACCUUGAUGGAGCCACCUUUCAUGCAUAUAAGUUUGAUUUCUCAUGUAACAUUGCCAAUGAGAAGUAUUCUCAAUUUAUACUUCUCAUCGAAUCAAAACUUGAUGAUGAUGUUGGAAAUUUCGAGUUGGACCUUUUCUUAAUCAGGAAGACAGUUAAGGCUUCUGUUUCUUUCUGCGGACAAGUGCAUUUAGAUGCUGAACAGAUGAUGAAAGCUAAGUGCUUCCAUCAAUUGCUUUUCAAUGCCUUGUUUGGGAGGUUGUUUACUGGGUCCAAAUCAUCGGGAUCACCGAGAGAGUUUUUGCUUCAGAAAGAAACGAGCUUAUUAUGGAAUCCGUCAUAUAUGUAUUUUCUGCUACCACUCGAGACAUUCACUGCAUCAAGUGACGAAUCUUGGAAAAUAAAUUGGAGAGGAGUUAAUGUUUGCACCACGGUGGUAGAAUUCUUGAAGAAGAAUUAUUCUUUGGGCGCCGAGUAUCAUAAUGGCGAGACAGCAUGCUCGUCUUAUAUCGAGAGUAGUAAUGGAAAUGCAAUUCACUUUGCUAAUAGCUCAAUUGAUAUAGAUAAAGUAGAAAAUAUGGUGGUCUUAGCAAUUCACACAUGUAAAUUAUAUUCUGUUGUUGAGGUGAUGAAUGGUUCAUCUUCUGAGACUUCUUUUGAGCAGAACGUCGGUGAUAAACCCUCAAAGUACUCUUCAUAUUCAGAGUACUUUAAAGAAAAGUAUGGAAUAGUGCUGAUGCAUCCAACACAGCCUUUGUUGCUGUUGAAGCAAAGCCAUAAGCCUCACAACCUGCUUAGUCCUAACGAUGAAGAUACUUCAAAAGCUGGCAUGGUUGUCGAAAAAGAGAGACAGUAUGCUCGCAUGCCACCUGAGCUCUUAGUCAGUAUUGACCUUUCACAUCAGACUCUAAAAUCAUUUUACUUACUACCAUCAGUGAUGUAUCGUCUGGAGUCCCUCAUGUUAGCCAGCCAGCUUAGACAAGAGAUCGACUGUCAAGUUCCCAGCUUUCAUAUCCCAAGCUCAUUGUUGCUGGAAGCAAUAACCACACUCAGAUCUUGCGAAACCUUUUCCAUGGAGCGAUUGGAGCUGCUCGGGGAUUCAGUUUUAAAGUAUUCUGUGAGCUGUGACCUUUUUCUAAGGUAUCCUGAAAAGCAUGAAGGACAAUUAUCUGAUCAGCGUACACGGGCUGUUUGUAAUUCAGCCCUACAUCAAUUGGGAAUAACUCACAAAAUACAGGGAUAUAUACGAGAUAAUGCAUUCAUACCACGUUUUUGGGUUGCUCCUGGACAACGACCUGCAUUUAAUUCCCCUUGUACUUGUGGUGUUGAUACUUUAGAAGUGCCUCUGGAUGCUAAAUUUCAAACUGAAAACCUGAAUGUCCAGAUUGCUACAUGUUGUUCUUUAGGCCACCGAUGGAUGUGUUCCAAAACAGUAUCUGAUUGUGUUGAAGCCAUUAUAGGAGCAUACUACGUCAGUGGAGGGUUGAUUGCUGCACAGCAUGUGAUGAAGUGGUUUAGCAUGGAUGUUAAAUUUGAUCCAUUAUUGGUAGAUGAAUACAUCAAGAAUGCUUCUCUACAAUCUUAUACGCCUAAGGAAGAAGAAAUUAAGAGCCUAGAAUCAAAAGUUGGCUAUAAGUUUUCCAUCGAGUUUCUCUUACAAGAGGCGAUGACACAUGCCUCGAUGCAAGAACAUGGAAUUGGCUAUUGUUACCAGAGGCUUGAGUUUCUUGGUGACGCUGGGUUGGACUUGCUUAUUACACGGCAUCUCUAUCAAAAUCACACAGACAUUGAUCCUGGUGAAUUGACGGACUUACGUUCAGCUUGUGUUAGUAAUGAAAACUUUGCGCAAGUUGUCGUUAGAAAAGAUCUAUGGAAGCAUCUUCAACAUUGUUCUACAUUGCUUCUAAGCCAAAUAUCAGAGUAUCUGAAGUCCUUUAGUGAAUCUGAUGAAGCCACCAAAUCGGCUGCAGGUCCAAAGGGUCCCAAGGCUCUUGGAGACCUACUUGAAAGUAUUAGUGGGGCAGUUUUAAUUGAUACAAAAUUUAACCUAGAGGAAGUAUGGAGAAUAUUUAUGCCGCUAUUAUCGCCUCUUGCAAAUCCAGAAAAUCUUGAGCUUCCUCCACUGCGUGAAUUGAUGCUAUUAUGCGACUCUCGUGGAUAUUUUUUGAAAAACAAAUGUGUAAGUAAGAAUGACGAUACUGUGCAUGCACAGCUCAGGCUACAGAUCUCUGAUGUUCUUUUGGUUGGAGAUGGCUAUGAGCGGAGCAAAAAAUCUGCCAAAGAAAAAGCGGCUAUUCAUUUGUUGAAGGAGCUUGAGGAAAGAGGAAUAACAUAUUCUCGAGGCGACUCAAAGAAGAGGAAACAAGAUUCCAAUGUUCUAGUUGAUUCAUCUUCCAUAGACAUAACAAAUGCUAAGCCGAUAACACACAAAAAUCCAAAGAAGCUCGAAAAUCAAUCACCAUCAGGUUCUGGAAGAGAUCCUUCCGCUGCUAGCAAUUGCAAAGAUAACCCACCAGUUACAGUUAUCGGGGCAAUUGACAUGAAGAAGGGUGGACCUCGAACAGAUCUUUUCAAGCUCUGUAAAAAAUUGCAGUGGACAAUGCCUUCAUUUAAAACAACAGAACAAAAAUCAAGCACUCUAAUUUCAUUUGGUGAAGGAAUUGAGAGAUAUAAUUGCUUUGUAUCAAAAAUCACAUUGACAGUACCCGAAUACGCCACUAUUGAAUGCACCGGAGACCGUAAACCGGAUAAGAAAAGUUCAUUGGAUAGUGCAGCAUUGUCUAUGCUUUAUGAGCUUCAAGAACAAGGGCAACUUAUCAUCGACGACUCGGGAAAUAAGUUAACUACUGCUUCAGAUAACUGUUCCCAGAUUCUGGAAAACAUAGAGCAAGUAGAGAACAAACCCACUGACCUCCAAGAAUCAAUGGCUUAGCUGAAUUUUUCAUGCACCAUUGUUUUGUAUCUGCAGAAACUGUACAUAGUACUAUGGCCCGUGACAUUUUUCUGGAAAGCAUAGCAGUCAGCUAGAAAAUAUUAUAUUGUAAUAUUAAUGAAUGUGAUAGUAAUCUAGGCUGCUUCCUAAUGGUAGUUUUCUGUUUUAUUUUA
This is a messenger RNA of Mercurialis annua (annual mercury), 5527 nucleotides long. RefSeq names its product endoribonuclease Dicer homolog 3. Lineage: Eukaryota; Viridiplantae; Streptophyta; Magnoliopsida; Malpighiales; Euphorbiaceae. The record is from RefSeq and is a predicted model, not a curated record. Gene Ontology annotation, biological process: siRNA processing. Gene Ontology annotation, cellular component: cytoplasm; nucleus. Bases 270 to 5354 code for a protein of 1694 amino acids. The transcript has 25 exons. Gene Ontology annotation, molecular function: ribonuclease III activity; protein binding; RNA binding.